This is a messenger RNA of Scheffersomyces amazonensis, 1423 nucleotides long. RefSeq names its product pseudouridine synthase. Gene Ontology annotation, molecular function: RNA binding; pseudouridine synthase activity. The record is from RefSeq and is a predicted model, not a curated record. The coding region runs from base 65 to 1408 and encodes 447 amino acids. Lineage: Eukaryota; Fungi; Ascomycota; Pichiomycetes; Serinales; Debaryomycetaceae. Gene Ontology annotation, cellular component: cytoplasm; nucleus. The transcript has a single exon. Gene Ontology annotation, biological process: mRNA pseudouridine synthesis; tRNA pseudouridine synthesis.
AAAAAAAUAUUAAGUGAUGGGAUGAGUAUAUCUACAACACCCGAAUUUCCACUUGAAGGAUUGUAUGAUAAGUUCAAGAGGUUUAUUGGGUUGGAAAUUGAUCACUCGAAGCUUCAAUAGUGUCAGGGUUAAUAUGAAACAAUAUAGUACUAGUGAAGAAUAUGAAAAAUGGUCAAAGAGACAAUUAAUUGAAAGGAUACGGCAAUUAGAAUCAAUUCCUAAAUCUAAUGAAACUGAUAUUAGUUCAAAUUCUGAUGUUAAUAUACCACCUCCAAAGAAACAAAAAAGAAGAGUAUUUGAUUUUAGUAAAUAUUCUCAAAGAUUUAUAGCGUUAAAGUUUGCCUAUCUUGGAUGGAAUUAUAAUGGUUUAGCAUAUCAAUUUGAAGAUACACCCUUACCUACUGUUGAAGAAACUUUAUUAAAUGCUCUUGCUACAGCUAAAUUAAUUGAAAAUCCUGCUUUAGAUAGUUGUGACUUUAGUAGAUGUGGAAGAACUGAUAAAGGGGUAAGUGCCAUGAGUCAAGUAAUAUCUUUAAAAGUAAGAUCAGCUUUAACAGAAGAUGAACAAUUAUUAAAGGAAAAUGAUCAAAAAGAAAUCAAAUAUUUAUCAAUUCUUAAUUCUAUAUUACCAUCAGACAUUAGAAUCACUUCUAUUUGUUUAAGACCACCAAAAGAUUUCGAUGCUAGAUUUAGUUGUGAAUACAGACAUUAUCGUUACCUUUUUAAAAAAGAUAAUCUUGAUCUUGAAUUAAUGAGUGAAGCAGCAAAGAAGUACGAAGGAGUUCAUGAUUUCCGAAAUUUUUGUAAAAUCGAUGGUUCAAAACAGAUUACUAAUUUCAAUAGAAAUAUUCUUGGAUCUCAAAUAAUACAAUUAAAAGAUGAUCUUUAUGCAUUUGACUUAAAAGGUUCAGCAUUUCUUUGGCAUCAAGUUCGUUGUAUGGUUGCCAUGUUAUUCUUGGUUGCUCAAAAGUUAGAAAAACCAACAUUAAUUGAUGAUAUGUUAAAUAUUGAAAAGUAUCCUGCUAAGCCAGUAUAUGAAAUGGCUCAUGAUAUUCCAUUAGUACUUUAUGAUUGUACAUUUCCUGAAAUGGAAUGGCAAACACCUAGUGAAAUUGAAGAUAUUCAAAAAUUCCAUAGACCUUUCACUAAAUUCAAAGGUCUAGUUACUGAUUAUGAAUUAAAAGCUCAUAUGGCCGGUAUAAUGAGUGAAAUAGUAUUAAAGGAUUCAGAAAAGAUUCUAUUCACUUCUCCUACAUCUGGCAACAUUCCAUUAGGAGAUGGUAUGGGUCGUAACUUUUCUAAAUAUGUUCCAAUGGAUAAGAGAGAAGUUGGUGAUACUUUUGAUAUAGUUAAUGAAAGACAUAAAGAAAAGAGGAAGCGUAAAAUUGCUGCAAAACACAAUUUGUAAAUAGUGUAUUAUACA